AUGAGUAGUUCAAGGAGACGUUGUUUGAACAAUCCUGAUCAUUUUUGCUAUGUAUGCGGAGAAUAUGUGUUCAACUAUUGUAGAAAAGUUAUAUCAGAGUUGGUGAAAAAUAACUAUUUUGAGUAUUUUGAGAUACUCUUGGAUAAAAAUGAGAAGUCUUGGGCUCCCAAUUGUGUAUGCAAAUCGUGUGUGGAAUAUUUAAGAUUAUGGAAAAGUGGUAAAAGAAAUGCCUUUAAAUUUGAAACACCGACUAUUUGGCGAGACCCACGAAAUCAUCUCGAAGACUGUUAUUUUUGUAUUGUAAACGUAAACGGUUUAAAUACUAAAAAUCGAGCUAUAUGGCAGUACUCAAGUACUGGUUCUGUUCAACGUCCAGUGCAGCGUUCACCUGACUCUUCAGUGCCUAAAAAUAUAUGCGAACAAGACACUGAAGGACCAAGCUCAUCACAAAAUGAUGCUGAUUUUGAAGGUAUGUCAAAUAAGCCAAAAUGCUUUUCCCAAAAUGAGUUCGAUGAUCUUGUAAGAGAUUUAAAUCUUUCUAAACAAGCUUCAGAAUUGUAA
This is a messenger RNA of Psylliodes chrysocephalus, 561 nucleotides long. NCBI's taxonomy places the organism in Eukaryota, Metazoa, Arthropoda, Insecta, Coleoptera, Chrysomelidae. The record is from the annotation of a GenBank genome assembly.